UGCAAAUAAAGGGUUUCUCAAGCAUUGUGUUCCCAUUCACAAGCAUGCUCUGAAUGGAAACUGGCCAGCAGCUAAGCGCAUUAUAGACAAAGAGAAUAAGCUAAAAAAUGCUGCCAUAACAAAUGGGUAUCCUACUCUACUGCAUAUUGCUGCAGGUGCAAACCAAAUUCACUUUGUGAAGGAGCUAUUGAAGAUGCUUGAUGACAAUGAUAUAACAUUGCAAGAUAUGAACGGAAACACUGCUUUUUUUAUUGCUGCUGCAGCUGGAAACAUGAAAAUUGUUGACUUAAUGCUGAAAAUAAACCCCAAGUUACCAAUUAUAAAGGGUGCAAAAGGAUGUGCUCCUAUUCAGUAUGCUGCUUUGCAAGGAAGAUACAAAAUGACAUGGCAUCUAUAUGAUGAAACCAUACAUUGCUUUGAAGAGAAGGACUGGGAGUUAUUGUUCUUUGCUUGUAUCUACACAGGCAUCUAUGACUUGGCCUUCAAAAUGGUAAGAGACAAGAAAGAACUAGCUUUUGCACGUGAUGAGAAUGAAAAAACAGCUUUACAUCUCUUGGCUAAAAAUCAAAUGCCAUUGGAUUCUUCUUGUCAUUGUCCAGAACAUGAUCAUAAUCACAUCAUCACCAAUCCUGGCCUGAAAAAUCAUAUGGUUUUCCAAUUGGUUAAAUUUCUCUGGACCACGAUUCUAGAAAGAUACUACUCAUCAAAGAAGGAGUUAAAUGAAAUCAUAAAUAAACCUUCUCAACUAAUAUUUGAUGCUGCUGAAAUUGGAAAUUUUGGGUUCUUAUCGGAGCUUAUUAGUGCCCAUCCAAGCUUGAUAUGGGAGGUGGAUUGCGAAAAUCGAACUAUAUUACACAUAGCUGUUUUGCAUCGGCAUGCCAGUAUCUUCAAUGUCAUACAUCAAAUAGGGCAUAUAAAGGAUAUCAUAGUGACAUUUGAAGACGAUGAAGGAAACAGUUUAUUGCACUUAGCUGGAAAAUUAGCACCACAAGGUCAACUUGAAUUGGUUUCUGGUGCAGCUUUUCAAAUGUGUGUCGAGUUAUUAUGGUUUGAGAAUGUAAAGAAGAUAAUGCUGCCCGCACAGAUUAAGUCGAAAAACUCCAAAGGCGUGACUGCAGAAGAACUGUUCUCAAAUGAGCAUGAAAAACUAAGGGAAGAUGCAGAGUCUUGGAUGAAAAAAACUGCGGAGUCGUGUAUGCUAAUUUCAACAGUCAUUGCUACCGGAGUGUUCGCUGCUGCAGUUACUUUACCAGGUGGUAUCGAUAACACAGGAAAACCAAACUUUUUGAAGAAACCAUCAUUUUUGGGGUUUGCAAUAUCAGAUGCAUCUGCGUUCAUUUCAUCUUCGACAGCCAUAUUGAUUUUCUUGUCUAUUCUUGUCUCGCGUUAUGGAGAGCGUGACUUCUAUAAAUCACUACCUUUAAAGCUAAUAUUUGGAUUGAUCACAUUAUUCAUCUCCAUAACAAGCAUGAUGGUAGCACUUAGCAGUUCCUUCUUCAUAACCUUCUACCAUGGUUCGAUGUGGAUUCCUAGUUGCAUUUCAAUAUUUUCUUUCCUUCCAAUACUUUUGUACAUAGGUUUGCAAUUUUCAUUGUUUUCAGAUAUCAUUUACUCAACCUACUAUUGGAGAACUCUAUCUAAGCCUGGUAAAAAUAUGAUCUAUGUGAUAGAGGAGUAGAGGAAUAUUAUUGUAAGGAAAAUGCUUAUUGUUAUGAGAGAAAUUUGACAAGAAACACAAGAAUCUUAUGUGGCA
Molecule: messenger RNA, 1753 nt
Organism: Medicago truncatula (barrel medic)
Lineage: Eukaryota; Viridiplantae; Streptophyta; Magnoliopsida; Fabales; Fabaceae
Exons: 4
Coding region: 194-1678 (494 amino acids)
Cellular component (GO): membrane
Molecular function (GO): protein binding
Source: RefSeq, a predicted model, not a curated record